Molecule: messenger RNA, 15815 nt
Organism: Perca flavescens (yellow perch)
Lineage: Eukaryota; Metazoa; Chordata; Actinopteri; Perciformes; Percidae
Gene: herc1
Product: HECT and RLD domain containing E3 ubiquitin protein ligase family member 1
Exons: 79
Coding region: 244-15309 (5021 amino acids)
Molecular function (GO): ubiquitin-protein transferase activity; protein binding
Source: RefSeq, a predicted model, not a curated record
UAGCAGACUGCUCCCCUAGUAGUUACAGUGGAAGGUACGGGAGAGGCAGUCGGAGGCAUGGAAACCCAUACAUGGCUCUGUCUCCUUUCACAUUAACAUUAUCGAAGCCUAGCUACAGAUAUUGACUGCACUGUUCGUGUUAAUGCAAUGAAGCAAAUGCAGGUUCUUGUGUAGGCACAACGCACAGAAGAGGGAGGAGGCCUUUGACAGUUUACUGGACUGAUGGCUCCAGAGUGACAUGCCAUGGCUUUAAUGAUCCCCCCGGUGAAGCUCAAAUGGCUGGAGCACCUAAACAGCUCAUGGAUCACGGAGGACAGCGAGUCCAUAGCCACGCGGGAGGGAGUCUCGGUGCUCUACUCAAAGCUGCUGGCCAACAAAGAGGCUGUGCUGCUGCCCCAGCAGGUGCUGUGUCUGAAAGGCCCCCAGCUUCCAGACUUUGAGCGUGAAUCCCUCUCUAGCGAUGAACAGGAGCACUACCUGGAUGCCCUACUCAGCAGCCAGUUGGCCUUGGCCAAGAUGGUCUGCUCUGACUCUCCCUUUGCUGCUGCCCUGCGCAAACGCGUGCUGGUGCUCCAGCGCAUCUUCUACGCACUUUCCAACAAGUACCACGACAAGGGAAAGGUCAAGCAGCAGCAGCACUCUCCAGAGAACAACUCGGGCUCGGCUGAUCUGCACUCUGUCAGCGAGCGGCCACGCUCCAGCACCGAUGCCCUCAUUGAGAUGGGUGUCCGCACGGGCCUCAGCCUUCUUUUUGCUCUCCUACGCCAGAGCUGGAUGAUGCCCCCUCCGCCAGGCCCCGGUGGAGGUCCUGGUGGCAACAUAAACUUGUGUAAUGACGUCAUCCACACAGCUAUUGAUGUGGUUAGCUCCCUGCCGCCCCUCUCUCUGGCCAACGAGAGCAAGAUCCCGCCAAUGGGCCUGGACUGCCUGGCCCAGGUCACCACUUUUCUGAAGGGGGUGACCAUGCCAAACUCCGGGGCGGAUAUUUUCGGGCGGCGGCUUGCCUCAGAGCUACUGCUAGGGCUGGCUUCCCAGAGAGGGUCCCUGCGCUACUUGCUGGAGUGGAUUGAGAUGGCCUUGGCUGCAUCAGCUGUGGUCAGUGCUAUGGAGGAGAACAAGGUGCUACAGAACCAAGAAGGGCUCAUCGGCUACGACUGUUUCAUGAACAUCCUCAUGCAGAUGAGACGAUCUUUGGGCUCCUCAGCAGAUCGCAGCCAGUGGAGAGAACCCACACGAUCCUCUGAUGGCUUGUGCUCACUGUAUGAGGCAGCACUCUGUCUUUUUGAAGAAGUAUGUCGAAUGGCAUCGGACUACUCCCGCACCUGUGUCAGCCCAGACAGCAUUCAGACCGGUGAAGCACCCGUGGUGUCUGAAACCUGUGAGGUGUACGUAUGGGGCAGUAACAGCAGCCACCAGCUAGUGGAGGGUACACAGGAGAAGAUCCUGCAGCCCAAGUUGGCCGCCAGCUUCGCCGAUGCACAGACAAUUGAAGCAGGCCAGUACUGCACUUUUGUGAUCUCGUCUGAUGGCUCCGUGAGGGCCUGCGGGAAGGGCAGCUACGGCCGCUUGGGCCUCGGGGACUCUAACAACCAGUCAACGCUCAAAAAGCUGACCUUUGAACCCCACCGUGCCAUCAAGAAGGUGUCGUCAUCCAAGGGCUCGGAUGGCCACACGCUGGCCUUCACUACGGAGGGCGAGGUGUUCAGCUGGGGGGACGGUGAUUAUGGCAAGCUGGGUCACGGGAACAGCUCAACGCAGAAAUACCCCAAACUUAUCCAGGGGCCACUACAGGGGAAGGUGGUGGUGUGCGUGUCUGCUGGCUACAGACACAGUGCUGCAGUCAGUGAGGAUGGAGAGCUGUACACAUGGGGUGAAGGAGAUUUUGGAAGAUUAGGUCAUGGUGACAGCAACAGCCGAAACAUUCCUACCCUGGUUAAAGACAUCAGCAAUGUGGGUGAGGUGUCAUGUGGGAGCUCCCAUACUAUUGCGCUGUCAAAGGAUGGACGCACCGUGUGGUCCUUUGGAGGAGGGGACAAUGGAAAACUAGGUCAUGGUGAUACUAAUCGAGUCUACAAGCCAAAAGUAGUGGAGGCCCUGCAAGGAAUGUUCAUCAGAAAAGUGUGUGCAGGAAGCCAGUCGUCUCUCGCCUUAACCUCCACCGGACAGGUGUACGCUUGGGGCUGUGGUGCCUGCCUGGGGUGUGGUUCUUCUGAGGCCACAGCACUCAGACCCAAGCUAAUCGAAGAGCUGGCUACCACCAGGGUGGUGGACAUCUCCAUAGGGGACAGUCACUGCCUGGCCUUGUCACAUGACAAUGAAGUAUAUGCAUGGGGCAACAACUCCAUGGGCCAGUGUGGCCAGGGGAACUCCACAGGGCCAAUCACCAAGCCCAAGAAGGUUGUCGGCCUGGAUGGAGUGGCGAUUCAGCAGAUCUCAGCCGGCACUUCCCACAGCCUGGCGUGGACAGCCCUGCCCAGAGACAGGCAAGUGGUGGCUUGGCACAGGCCCUACUGUGUCGACCUCGAAGAAAGUACCUUCUCCCACUUGCGCUCAUUCCUUGAGCGCUACUGUGACGGCAUCAACAGUGAAGUUCCCCCUCUUCCGUUCCCCUCAUCCAGGGAGCAUCAUAACUUCCUCAAGCUGUGCCUUCGGCUUUUGUCCAAUCAUCUGGCUCUGGCUCUGGCCGGGGGCGUGGCCACCAGUAUUUUAGGUCGGCAGGCAAGGCCCCUGAGGAACCUGCUCUUCAGACUGAUGGACUCCUCCGUGCCAGAUGAGAUUCAGGAGGCGGUGAUUGAGACUCUGUCAGUGGGGGCCACCAUGCUGCUGCCUCCACUGAGAGAGAGGAUGGAGCUUCUUCACUCCUUGUUGCCUCAGGGCCCUGACAGAUGGGAGAGUCUCUCCAAAGGACAGAGGAUGCAGCUAGACAUUAUCCUGACCAGUCUCCAGGACCACACCCAUGUGGCCUCGCUCCUGGGUUACAGCUCUCCUGCUGAUGGCCCUGAGGUCCUUUCUUCUGGCCCGGGCUUCACAGCUUCCCCAGACCCCACAUACAGCGCCACAGCAGGCCACCCUGACACCCACCUGGCUGAGAUCCUAAUGAAGACGCUGCUCAGGAACCUGGGCUUUUAUACUGAUCAGGCGUUCGGUGAACUGGAGAAGAACAGUGAUAAGCUGCAGCAGGGCCUGUCCUCGUCUGACAGCAGCCAACCAGCUCACCUCCACCAACUGCUGUGCUCCCUGCAGAAGCAACUAUUAGCAUACUGCCACAUUAACUCUGUCACUGAGAACUCCAGCAGUGUGGCUUUACUCCACAAGCAUCUGCAGCUGCUGCUGCCUCAUGCCACAGAUAUUUUCUCUCGCUCGGCUGCUCUGAUAAAAGAGAGUUCCUGGAAUGGAAGCAUACGAGAGAAGCUACAAGAUGUGAUCUACGUGUCAGCGGCCGGCAGCAUGCUGUGCCAAAUAACCAACUCCCUGCUGCUGCUCCCGGUGUCGGUGGCGAGGCCUCUGCUCAGCCACCUGCUGGAACUGCUGCCUCCUCUGGACCGCCUCAACAGGCUGCUGCCUGCUGCCGCCCCUCUGGAGGACCAGGAGCUGCAAUGGCCUCUUCAUGGUACCUCUGACUUUGCCGAGCCAGCAUCGGGGAUGUCCCUGCCACAGCCGGCCCUCUCCUGGGUGUGGCUCGUGGAUCUGGAGAGGACAGUUGCCCUGCUGGUGGGCCGUUGCCUCGGUGGGAUGCUGCAGGGAGCUCCCACCUCACUGGAGGAACAGGACACUGGUUACUGGCUCAAAACGCCCCUAUUCAGCAAUGGCUUGGAAAUGGAUAUCCCACAGCUCGACGCGAGCAUCAGCUCAUUACUGGAAGCAGCACUGUCCGGUAACGAAGAGCAGAAGCCCUUUGACUGCACACUACGUCCUGACUUGAGCGUCCUGGUGGAUUUAGCCCUGUGUUCCUCUAAAGAACCUGCCAACAGCCUCUGGAUCAACAUGCAGGACUACGCUAUGAGCAAAGACUGGGACAAUGCGUCUCUCAGUAACGAGUCCCUGUUGGACACCGUGUCCAGGUUUGCGUUAGCAGCCUUAUUAAAGCACACAGGGCUGCUGGGCCAAGCCUGUGGAGAGGGCAGGUACCAACCAUCUAAGGCCCUUGCAGAGGUGUAUCGCUGUGUUUAUAAGGUACGAAACCGCCUGCUGGCCUGUAAGAAUAUGGACUUCAUCCAGACGAGAUCCUCUUCGCGUGAGAGGAGAAUUUCAGACAAUCAGGACUCUCUGGACAUGGACCCUCAGGAGCACUCAUUCACACGCACCAUCGACGAGGAGGCCGAGCUGGAAGAGAGAGCUGACCGCGAGAGAGAGGAGGGCCAUCAGGAACAAGACGAUGAAGAGGAGGACAGGGAACACGAAGUUAUGACGGCUGGAAAAAUCUUUCAAUGUUUCCUCUCAGCGCGGGAGGUAGCUCGCAGUCGGGACAGAGAGCGGGCCAGCAGCAGCACAGGACUGGGCUCUGGCUCUGUUUCCAGGAGCGGAGGAGGAGGCGGAGAGGAGGACGCCAUUCUGUCUCAGGAGGGGAGGAGGGGCAGUACAGGCCUCCCAGAGGGCCAGGACCUGUACACAGCAGCCUGUAACUCUGUGAUCCACCGCUGUGCCCUGCUGUUGCUGGGGGUGAGCCCUGUGCUGGGCGAGAUGACCAAGCAGAACCAGGAAGAGGGCCAGACCCAGUCAGCCACUGGGACACAGGAGUGUCUGAGCUUCAUGACCAGGAGUGAGAGUCUGAGUGCGGAGAGCCGCUCAGUGCAGAGCAGCCCGAGUUACAGGCUGAUCAAGUCCCGGAGCGAGUCUGACCUCUCUCAGCCUGAGUCAGACGAAGAGGGUUACACUCUGAGUGGAAGGAGAAAUGUUGACCUGGACUUGGCGUUCUCUCACAAAAAGAGAGGUAAUAAAGAUGUUUCACAGACAGAUCUGACUAAUGUUGCAAGCUUACUUCAAAGCUCGCCAGACUCCCUGGCUGAGUCCUGGUUCCGGGCCAAACUCAGCCGCCAGCGGACCUACAGCUCGGCACACUCCUACGAAGACUCCGAGCUGGACCUGAGCCGCACACUGGGCAUCCAUGCUCUCAUUGACAACAUGGUCAGCUUCAUCAGUGGCGAUGUGGGCCUGGCUCCAGCCUUCAAGGAGCCAGAAGAAAGUAUGUCCACCAGCCCACAGGCAACUAUCCUGGCCAUGGAACAGCAACAGAGCAGAGGAGAGCUGCGGUUGGAGGCACUCCACCAGAUUGUGGUGUUGAUCUCUGGCAUGGAGGAGAAGGGCAGUCAGCCAGGGAAUGCAGAUCGAUCCAGCAGUGCAUUCCAGUCCUCCUCUCUGCUCACCUCCGUCCGGUUGCAGUUCCUGGCAGGAUGUUUUGGCCUCGGCACCGUGGGCACUGGAGGCCUGAAGAGAGAGAGCGUGCAGCUACAUCACUAUCAGGAUGGUGUCAAAGCAGCUAAGAGGAGCCUCCAGAUGGAAAUCCAAACAGCCGUUCAUAAGAUCUACCAGCAACUGUCUGUCACACUGGAGAGGGCGCUGCAGGCGAACAAGCACCACAUAGAAGCCCAGCAGCGCCUCCUGCUGGUGACUGUGUUUGCCCUGAGUGUUCGCUACCAGCCAGUGGAUGUCUCCUUGGCCAUCUCCAGUGGCCUGCUCAACGUGCUCUCCCAGCUCUGCGGGACAGAGACGAUGCUGGGGCAGCCGCUCCAGCUGCUGCAGAAACCCGGAGUGUCUCAGCUCAGCACCGCCCUCAAGGUGGCCUCCACACGCCUGCUGCAAAUACUGGCCAUCAGCACCGGCACGUAUGCAGACAAGUUAAGUCCCAAAGUCGUCCAGUCGCUGCUGGACCUGCUCUGCAGUCAGCUGAAGAACCUGCUGUCUCAGGCAGGAGUUAGUCUUCUCUCUUCUGGAAAAGACCAGGAAGACAACAAACAGGAGGACAGUGCAGACUCUGAAAAGAAAGACUUCAGAGCGUUGGUGCGCAAGCAGCAUACUGCUGAGCUUCACCUUGGAGACUUCCUCGUCUUCCUCAGAAGAGUGGUGUCCUCCAAAGCCAUCCAGUCCAAGAUGGCCUCCCCUAAAUGGACUGAAGUGCUGCUCAACAUCGCUGCACAGAAAUGCUGCUCCGGGGUCCCUCUGGUGGGAAACUUGAGAACUCGGCUCCUAGCUCUUCAUGUGUUGGAAGCUGUCCUGCCUGCCUGUGAGGCCAAUAUGGAGGAUGACCAAAUGACACAGGUUGUUAAGCGGCUGUUCUCCCUGUUGUCUGACUGCAUGUGGGAAGCUCCCAUUGCCCAGGCCAAACACUCAAUCCAGAUUAGAGAAAAAGUUCAGGAACUCAAACUACAGGGAGAGGCAGAGGAGGAGGACGAGAACCUUCCCAUUCAGGAACUGUCCUUUGACCCAGAGAAGGCUCAGUGUUGUGUGGUAGAAAACGGCCAGGGGCUGACGCAUGGCAGUGGGGGUAAAGGCUAUGGCCUGGCCUCUACUGGUAUCUCCUCUGGAUGCUAUCAGUGGAAGUUUUACAUCGUGAAGGAGAACCGAGGCAACGAGGGUACAUGUGUAGGCGUUUCACGGUGGCCCGUGCACGACUUCAACCACCGCACCACGUCGGAUAUGUGGCUGUACCGAGCAUACAGCGGAAACCUGUAUCACAACGGGGAGCAAACGCUGACUCUUAGCAGCUUCACGCAGGGAGACUUCAUCACCUGUGUCCUGGACAUGGAGGCCAGAACCAUCUCAUUUGGCAAGAACGGAGAGGAACCAAAGUUAGCCUUCGAAGAUGUUGACGCCACGGAGCUUUAUCCCUGCGUGAUGUUUUACAGCAGUAACCCAGGAGAGAAGGUUAAGAUCUGUGACAUGCAGAUGAGGGGAACACCUCGAGACCUCUUACCUGGUGACCCAGUCUGCAGCCCCAUGGCCACUGUCCUGGCCGAGGCCACCACCCAGCUUAUCCGUAUCUUGCAUCGCACUGACCACUGGACCCAUCGCAUCAACAAGACCAUGAUCGAGCGGCUCCACAAAAUCAAACCGUGCUUUCGAGAGUCCGCCAGUGCAUCUGGCAGCGGUGGGGGUCAGAGGCUGAAAAAGAGCCGCUCGGUGCAGAGCCGCGAGGAGCACGACGCCCAAAAAGAAAGCCAAGAAACGCCAGUGAGGACAGAGGAGGAGAGGGGACGCCAUGGACGGCAGCAUGGCUUGGGCGAGCUGUCAGAGCACCACCUUAGGACACUCUGUACAGAAGUUUGGCCGGUUCUGGCGGUGAUCGGGGGGGCGGAUGCAGGCCUACGUGUAGGUGGCCGAUGUGUGCACAAGCAGACCGGGAGGCAUGCUACUCUGCUGGGCGUGGUGAAGGAAGGCAGUACCUCAGCCAAGGUGCAGUGGGACGAGGCCGAGAUCACAAUCAGCUUCCCAACUUUCUGGUCGCCUAGUGACACUCCGCUGUACAACCUGGAACCCUGCGAGCCGCUGCCCUUCGACGUGGCGUGUUUCCGUGGCCUCACCGCCUCGCUGCUGUUGGACCUCACCUACCUUACCAGCAUCCACGAGGAAACCGCCGCUAAGCUCAGCGCACGACGCCACGACAAGAAGCAUCGCAACGCAGCCUCGACUGGGCACGAGCCGACCGGUAACGAAGAAAAGGCGGACAAUGAGGGGCACAACCGUAUGAAUGAACAAAAGGAUAACCUUGGCGCCUCGCCCGGAGCAGCGCCAAACACCACAACCUCCGACCUGCGUGUGUCCCACAGUCUGGAUGAGGUGAAGGCACAUCUGGCACCCAACUCAAAGUCCGAGAGUGAGAUCUCCUCUGUGGUUAGCGGAGGGGCAGACGGAAAUGAGACCCUUUUUACUGCAGCUCCUCAUACUCCUGCUGAGGGGAACAGGAAGAAAGGCCACGAGCACGGCUCCCGCAGUCAUGAGCCUUCUACUUCCUCCAUUGCCACGCAGUCGGAAAUCCACGCUGUGCAGCUGUCCUACCUCUACCUGGGAGCCAUGAAGACCCUCAGCGCCCUGCUUAGCUGUAGCAAGUAUGCUGAGCUGCUGCUUAUACCAAAGGUGUUACCUGAAGCAGCACCCAGCGGGCACAAUGCUGAUCUAAAUGCCAGCACCAGUGGCAGCACAGCUGCCACCUCGCCAGUAUGCCAGGAAGAAGUGGAGAUGCGGGCGGCUCUGCAGUUUCUCAUGCGCCACAUGGUGAAGCGGGCAGUGAUGCGCUCCCCCAUCAAGCGGGCCUUGGGCCUGGCCGACCUGGAGAGGGCGCAGUCCAUGAUCUACAAACUGGUCGUGAAUGGGUUGCUGGAGGAGCACAGUGGGGGAAAGGCCAAGCCUGCUUUGUCUGUCUUGUCAUUUCCCUCAGGAGUGAGAAGUGAACCAGAGGGUGAGGGGGAAGGUAUAGAGGGUGAGCAGUUGGCACAAACCCCAGUCACCACCAGCCCCUCUGCCUCCAGCACCACCUCCUUCAUGAGUUCCUCGCUGGAGGACACCACCACCGCUACCACACCUGUCACAGACACGGAGACUGUCCCUGCCUCGGAGUCUCCGGGGGUCAUGCCUCUCAGCCUCCUCAGGCAAAUGUUCUCCAGCUACCCGACUACUACCCUGGUUCCAACCCGUCGAGCUCAGACUCCUCCGGUGUCCUCUCUGCCAACCUCUCCCUCAGAUGAGGUCGGCCGCCGGCAGAGUCUCACGUCCCCCGACUCGCAGCCCUCCAGACCACAAAACAGAACGGGUACCUCUAUGUCGGACCCCAGCAGCAGGCUGUCGACAUCUCCCCCUCCUCCUGCUAUCGCUGUGCCCUUAUUGGAGAUGGGCUUCUCCCUACGCCAGAUUACAAAAGCUCUGGAAGCCACCGGCGCUCGAGGAGAAGCAGACGCUCAGAACAUCACGGUGCUGGCCAUGUGGAUGAUCGAGCAUCCAGGUACAGAGGACGAGCAUGACGAGCCUCACACCAGAGGCAGCGGUGUUGGUGGUGACGGGUCCGACUCGUCCUGUCCGGGUGCAACAGCCUCUGCUGGAGGCAAAUCUCUGGACAGGAGUCCGUAUCUGUGCUCGCCUGGAGACAUCGCUAGUGCAGAUACUUCGGAAAUGGAGGAGGGCUUCAUCGAGAGUCCUGACGGUCUGGAGCAGGACAGUGCAUCAGCCUCCAGCGGUGGUCCACUCAGAGGACGCUCUGCUGUCGGUAGGAAACACCGCUUUGACCUGGCUGCGCGCACGCUCUUAGCCCGCGCCGCUGGACUGUACCGCUCGGUGCAGGCACAUCACAGCCAGUCACGUCGGGAGGUCUCAUCCCUCCAACAGCAACAAGAUCCGGGAGCCCUUUACGAUUUCAACCUCGAUGAAGAGCUGGAGAUGGACCUGGACGAGGAGACCAUGGAGGCCAUGUUUGGCCAGGACCUCGCCAGUGACACCGACAUUCUGGGAAUGUGGAUCCCGGAGGUACUGGACUGGCCAACAUGGCACGUAUGCGAGACAGACGAUCGAGAUGAAGUGGUGGUGUGCGAGUUGUGCGAGGCUAACGUGGCCAACUUCAAUCAACACAUGAAGAAGAGCCACCCAGGCUGCGGCCGCAGCGCCAACCGGCAAGGCUACCGCAGUAACGGCUCCUACGUAGACGGCUGGUUCGGAGGCGAGUGUGGGAGUGGAAACCCCUACUACCUGCUGUGUGGUAGCUGCAGGGAGAAGUACCUGGCCAUCAAAAGCAAGGCCAAAGUCCCCAUUGUGGAAAGGUAUAAGGGACAGGCUCCUGACCUCCUUGGAAAACAGGACAGUGUCUAUGAAGAGGACUGGGACAUGCUGGACGUUGACGAAGAAGAGAAGCUGACAGGGGAGGAGGAGUUUGAGCUUUUGGCCGGACCGCUGGGUCUUAGUGAGCGCAGGAUCGUCCCAGAGGCUGUCCAGUUCCCUGACAGCGACCCACUGGGAGCCUCCAUUGCCAUGGUGACAGCCUCCAACAGCAUGGAAGAGACCCUGCUGCAGAUAGGCUGUCAGACCUCGGUGGAUAAGAGUUCAUCGGGCAGGGUGACCCUCGGCGAGCAGGCAGCAGCCCUCCAGAACCCCCACGACCGAGUGAUGGCGCUGAGGAGGGUGACGGCUGCAGCCCAGGUGCUGUUGGCCCGAAGCAUGGUGAUGAGAGCCCUGUCCCUGCUGUCUGUCAGUGGCUCGAGCUGCAGCCUUGCAGCCGGUCUGGAGUCUCUGGGUUUGACCGACAUCAGGACUUUGGUCAGGCUGAUGUGCCUGGCAGCAGCAGGCCGAGCCGGUCUUUCCACCAGUCCUACAUCAGGCUCCGGCCAUGCUGAAAGGCCCCGCGGGGCUGCCAAGGCCAGCAAACCCAUCUCCUGUCUGGCUUACCUCAGCACAGCAGUGGGCUGCUUGGCCUCCAACAGUCCCAACGCCGCAAAGCUGCUGGUGCAGCUCUGCACUCAGAACCUGAUCUCGGCUGCUACCGGCAUGAAUCUGACCACAGUGGACGACCCCAUCCAGAGGAAGUUCCUGCCCAGCUUCCUGCGUGGCGUGGCCGAGGAGAACAAGCUCGUCACCUCUCCCAACUUUGUGGUCACACAGGCUCUGGUGGCCCUGCUGGCUGAUAAAGGCGCCAGACUCAGACCUGCUUAUGACAAGGCUGAUCUGGAGAAAAGAGGUCUAAUUGCGCACUUGUAUGCCCAUCCUUCCCAUAAUCCCUCCGCUGUAGGGCCUCUAGAGCUGGCCAAUGCUUUGGCGGCCUGUUGCCUGUCCUCCAGGCUCUCCUCGCAGCACCGCCAGUGGGCCGCCCAGCAGCUAGUCCGCACGCUGGCCGCCCACGACCGCGACAACAACCACAGCCGGCCGCAGACCUUCGUCGACAUGGCAGGGGACCUGCGAAAGUGCUCCUUCAUCAAGCUAGAGGCUCACCAGAGCAGAGUCAUCACGUGUGGUUGGUGCAGUAAGAAAGGCCUGUUGGCAACGAGUGGUAACGAUGGGACCGUCAGGAUGUGGAACGUAACCAAGAACCAGUACACCCUCCAGCAGACCUGCAUCUUCAAUAAGGAUGAUGGCUCUUCAGAGGAGGGCGUGUCAGGUUUGGGAUCUCCCAGCGAUCCUUGUAUGUCUCCUCUGGCAUGGAGUGUCACUGGAAAAUAUCUGGCAUCUGCCAUGGAGAAAAUGGUCAACAUCUGGCAAGUUAAUGGUGGCAGGGGCCUUUUGGAUGUGCAGCCUCAUUGGGUGUCGGCGUUGGCUUGGCCUAAAGAGCAGGCAGAGUCCUUGUGGUGCGGGGAACCCAAGGACAUGCUGCUGGUGGGACGAAUGGAUGGAUCUCUGGGGCUCAUUGAGGUGCUGGAUACCUCCAGUAUGCACCGCACCGAGCUGGAGCACUGCUACAGGAAAGAUGUGGCAGUGAUGCACAUAGCCUGGUACAGUGAAGACAAGCCUUUUGCUGUGGGCUAUGCAGAUGGCAAGCUGCUAAUGGGGUCCAAAGAGCCCUUAGAAAAAGGAGCCAUUGUGGUCAUUGAUGCACACAAGGAGUCAAUCACCAGUAUGAAGUGGAAUCCCACUGGACAGAUCUUGCUGACUUGUGCCAAAGAGGAGACGGUGAAGCUCUGGGCCAGUCCGGACUCUCACUUUGACUCAGGCUCUGGCUGGCGCUGCGUGCAGAGUCUUCGACACCCCUCCCCGGUUAACGGCGUGGCCUGGUGCAGCCUGCUGGGACGUGGCCCAAAGCACCUCAACAUGUUAGCCAUAUGCUGCCAGAAUGGCCUGGUCACAGUCUGGACUGUUCCUCAAAACAUCUCUAACUUCCCAGAAUCCUCCCCUGAGUCAGAGGGAUGGUGGGAGAAUGAAGCAAAACCGAAAUUCAUGAGCCGUAGGAGAAAAGACCGUGCGUUCCCCCACUUACCUGCUGUCACUGUGUUGCAGUCUUCCCGGUGGUCAGGAAAUGGAGCAACAUGUGUUUUCCAGCUGAAGGGCCACAUCACCCCAGUAAGAACGCUGGCCUUCAGCCCCGAUGGUCUGGCUCUGGCAUCUGGAGGAUUGGGAGGCCUUGUGAACAUCUGGUCCCUGCGGGAUGGGUCAGUGCUCCAGACAGUAGUAGCCGGUUCAGGUGCGAUCCAGAACAUUGUCUGGAUCCCAGAUGUGGGUGUCGCCGUCUGCUCCAACAGGUCGAAGGAUGUGCUGGUUGUGAACUGCUCCAAAGAGUUCAUGGCGUCCAACCAUGUGCUGGCCACUUGCCGCACAGCUCUGAAAAAGCAGGGCGUGGUCGGCCUCAACAUGGCACCCUGCAUGAGGGCCUUCCUGGAGAGACUGCCUGUCAUGCUGCAGGAGCAGUACGCCUACGAGAAGCCCCACGUCGUAUGUGGGGAGCAGCUCGUCCACAGCCCCUAUAUGCAGUGCCUAGCCUCCCUGGCUGUGGGACUCCACCUGGACCAGCUCCUGUGUCGCCCCCCUGUGCCUCCUAACCUCCGACACUGCCCACCAGAGUCUGGCACCGCCGUCUGGUGUGCCAGCGAGUGGGCCUGGUUGGACUGCUUCUCUACAACGGUCAAGGCGGCGGAGGCCCUCGCUCGAGGCGCCGCCUUCUCCGAGUCGUUCUCUGUUCCCGACCUGGAACCUGUGCCCAAAGAUGAUAUGGUUCUGCUCAUGGACAACAGUAAAUGGGCGUCUGGUAUGGAUGAACAGAUCAUGUCCUGGGCCACCUCCAGACCAGAGGACUGGCACCUUGGGGGGAAGUGCGAUGUGUAUCUGUGGGGUGCAGGGCGACACGGCCAGCUGGCAGAGGCUGGCAGAAACAUCCUGGUGCCAACCACCGCCCCAUCCUUCUCUCUAGCGCAACAGGUGGUGUGUGGUCAGAACUGCACCUUUGUGAUCCAGCCUAACGGGACAGUGUUGGCCUGUGGGGAGGGCAGCUACGGCCGUCUGGGUCAGGGCAACUCUGAUGACCUGCAUGUUCUCACCGUCAUCUCAGCUCUUCAAGGUUUUGUUGUGACUCAGCUGGUGACGUCAUGCGGCAGCGACGGCCAUUCCAUGGCUCUGACGGAGAGCGGUGAGGUGUUCAGCUGGGGAGACGGGGACUACGGUAAGCUGGGCCACGGGAACAGCGACCGCCAGCGCCGACCGAGACAGAUCGAAGCGCUGCAAGGAGAGGAGGUGGUGCAGAUGUCCUGUGGGUUCAAACACUCUGCAGUAGUAACCGCUGAUGGGAAGCUUUUCACAUUUGGGAACGGGGAUUACGGCAGACUGGGUUUGGGAAACACCUCGAACAAGAAGUUACCGGAAAAGGUCACCGCUCUGGAGGGCUACCAAGUCGGACAGGUGGCUUGUGGUUUGAACCACACUUUAGUCGUCUCCGCUGAUGGAACGAUGGUUUGGGCUUUUGGUGACGGAGACUACGGAAAACUGGGACUCGGCAAUUCCACAGCCAAGUCCUCACCUCAGAAAGUGGACGUGUUGUGUGGAAUCGGCAUCAAGAAAGUGGCAUGUGGAACACAGUUCUCUGUGGCUUUAACCAAAGAUGGCAAAGUUUUCACGUUCGGUCAAGACCGCCUGAUUGGCUUGCCAGAAGGCCGAGCCAGGAACCACAACCGGCCCCAGCAGGUGCCGGCUCUGUCAGGGAUCCACAUCCAGGAUGUGGCUGUCGGAGCUGAACACACUCUGGUGCUCUCCUCAACAGGAGACGUUUACACAUGGGGCAGCAACUCAGAGGGACAGCUGGGUCUGGGCCACACCAACCAUGUCAGAGAACCUACGGUGGCGACAGUGCUGCAGGGCAAGAACAUCCACCAGAUCUCUGCUGGACGCUGCCACAGUGCUGCCUGGACGGCUCCCUCUGUACCGCCUCGAGCACCAGGCUCGUCGGUUCCUCUCCAGCUGGGUCUCCCUGUGGCGGUGCCUCCUCAGUACAGCGGGCUGAGAGAGGUCAGCAUCGAGGCGGUGAGGGCUCGCCUGCGACUCCUCUACCACUUCUCUGACCUCAUGUACUCCUCGUGGAGACUGCUCAACCUCAGCCCCAACAACCAGGGCUGUACGUCCCACUACAACGCCGGUACCUGGGGGAUUGUUCAGGGCCAGCUGAGGCCCCUGUUGGCCCCCAGAGUGUACACUCUGCCCAUGGUGCGCUCCAUAGGCAAGACCAUGGUGCAGGGCAAGAACUACGGCCCCCAGAUCACCGUCAAACGGAUCUCCACACGGGGACGGAAGUGUAAACCGAUCUUCGUACAGAUCGCCCGCCAGGUUGUGAAGCUGAACGCCUCGGACCUCCGACUGCCCUCCAGGGCCUGGAAGGUGAAGCUGGUGGGAGAGGGGGCCGAUGACGCUGGCGGGGUCUUUGACGACACCAUCACAGAGAUGUGUCAGGAGCUGGAGACGGGAGUGGUGGACCUGCUCAUCCCCUCCCCCAACUCCACAGCGGAGGUCGGCUACAACCGGGACAGGUUUCUCUUCAACCCAUCUGCCUGCCUGGAUGAGCACAUGCUUCAGUUUAAGUUCCUGGGUAUCCUGAUGGGCGUGGCCAUCCGCACCAAGAAGCCCCUGGACCUCCACCUGGCUCCACUGGUGUGGAAACAGCUGUGCUGCAUCCCCCUGCUGCUGGAGGAUCUGGAGGAAGUGGACCUCCUUUAUGUGCAGACGCUCAAAAGCAUUCUUCACAUUGAAGACAGUGGCAUCACCGAGGAGAAUUUCCACGAGAUGAUUCCCCUGGAUUCUUUUGUCGGGCAGAGUGCGGAUGGAAAGAUGGUGCCCAUCAUCCCGGGGGGAAACAGCAUCCCGCUCACUUUCUCCAACAGGAAGGAAUAUGUGGAAAGAGCUAUCGAGUACCGGCUGCAUGAAAUCGAUCGACAGGUGGCGGCGGUGCGUGAGGGCAUGUCGUGGAUCGUGCCGGUGCCGCUGCUCUCGCUGCUGACGGCCAAGCAGCUGGAGCAGAUGGUGUGCGGCAUGCCGGAGAUCUGCUGCGACGUGCUGAAGAAGGUGGUGCGCUACAGGGAGGUGGACGAGCAGCACUCCCUGGUGCAGUGGUUCUGGCAAACGCUGGAGGAGUUCUCCAACGAGGAGCGGGUCCUCUUCAUGCGCUUCGUCUCGGGACGCUCGAGGCUGCCCGCCAACACGGCCGACAUCUCUCAGAGGUUUCAGAUCAUGAAGGUGGACAGGCCGUACGAUAGCCUGCCGACCUCUCAGACCUGCUUCUUCCAGCUGCGUCUGCCUCCGUACUCCAGCCAGGCCGUCAUGGCAGAGCGGCUGCGCUACGCCAUCAACAACUGCCGCUCCAUCGACAUGGACAACUACAUGCUCUCCCGAAACGUGGACAACGCCGAGGGCUCCGACACGGACUACUGACGCAGGCACUUCCACACGUGCACACAAAUAAAUCACGGACAGUCAGUCGCGGACUGGCUUAUAUAAAACACACACAAACCCAGAGAUGCUUGGUGGUCUCUGCACCAGUCGUAGGGAACUCCUGAGCAGACGGGCCACUUUUUAAAUCCAUUUUACGUUCUUUCAAACAGCACAUAUUAUCAUUUCUCCUUGUGGUUUAUUAGCAAUUUUUAAAUAACACAAAGAUCCACACGAGAAGUACAUUGAGUGUUGAUUUUUUUUUUUUUGUUGCCCAUUACUCCACAUCCCAUUUUCAGGGUUUCUGCAUGGAGGUAUGUUUAUUAUUUGGAAAUGUGUAUAGAAUAUUCAAUCAAGUGGUGGAGGAAAAAAAAAGAAUACUGUACAUUGUGUAAAAUGCUUCAUUAGGAAAAUGUUUUGCAUAAUAUCCAUAUUUAUUGUUUUCAUUGCCUAUGCAGAGUUUCCCAAAGCAUACAGAAAAAACAAAACAAUAAAUGCUGCAUAACUGA